Messenger RNA from Anneissia japonica, 2954 nucleotides. RefSeq names its product PC3-like endoprotease variant B. Gene Ontology annotation, molecular function: serine-type endopeptidase activity. Bases 141 to 2393 code for a protein of 750 amino acids. NCBI's taxonomy places the organism in Eukaryota, Metazoa, Echinodermata, Crinoidea, Comatulida, Comatulidae. Gene Ontology annotation, biological process: peptide hormone processing. The record is from RefSeq and is a predicted model, not a curated record. The transcript has 13 exons. Gene Ontology annotation, cellular component: trans-Golgi network; Golgi membrane.
AAACAAGAUGGGUGAAGUUUAACCCCUCCUGAUUCCUGCCGCUCUACCAAACUUUGACAAGAAUACGGGCAAGGCAACAGCACAGCAAUCUUCUUUCCGGAAUUCCGGAAUUGGGAUACUCAUAAAAUCAUAAUCCUAAAAUGAGAAGUGGAGCUGCACUUGUCGUUAUCAUAGUUGUUGCAUUCACUUGUCAAUCAUUCGUGGAGCCUGAGAGAGUGUACUUAAAUGAGUGGGCCGUGGAAGUGAAGGGAGGAGAGAGUGUCGCUCGCAACGUUGCAUCAGAUCAUGGACUGCACUAUAUAAGAAGGAUUGGCUCAUUAAAAGAUAAAUAUCAUCUUUCUCGUGGCGCAGAGGUGGUGCGCUCAAAACGAGCUGCUGAUGAUGUCACAGAACUACUAAUGGAAGACGAAAGGGUUUUAUGGGUAAGCCAGCAACCUGAGACGAUGCUGGGGCGACGAUCAGGAAAUUUUGUGCCCCCUGACGUGACUGGAGAUGACUACGACAUAAGUUUCAAUGAUCCAAAGUGGCCUAAGCAGUGGUAUCUUCAUAAUGAUGGUCAGCAGGGGGCAGUCCCUGGGGUCGACAUGAAUCUGGUCCCGGCCUGGAAACUAGGAUUUACCGGCAAAGGUGUUGUUGUUACUGUUGUGGAUGAUGGCAUGGAUUAUACUCACCCUGAUCUCUCUCCUAAUUUUGAUAAAGAUGCAAGUUUUGAUUUCAACAAUAAAAGCAAAACUGCCGAUAUUGACCCUCGACCCAAUGAUUCUAAAGAAGCUGGAAUGGAAAAUGCGCAUGGUACAAGGUGCGCCGGUGAGAUAGCCGCCGUUGCCAACAACGGCAUCUGUGGCGUGGGUGCUGCAUAUGAAGCUAGUAUAGGAGGGCUAAGGAUUCUUGAUGGAGGAGUGACAGAUGCUAUGCAAGCAUCUGCUGUUUUGUUUAACAACAGUCACAUUGACAUCUACAGUUGUUGCUGGGGACCUCCUGAUGAUGGCAAGACAUUCCAAAAACCUGGGGAGCUUCUUACACAAGCACUUGAGAAGGGUGCUAAUGAGGGUCGUAAUGGCAAAGGAUCCAUCUUUGUUUGGGCCUCUGGUAACGGUGGUGCUCAGGAUGAUGACUGUAGUGCUGAUGCCUAUGUCGGAAACAUCCACACCAUAUCUAUAGGAUCGGCAAAUGAUAAAGGCCAGUCAGUAUAUUUCAUGGAGAAGUGCCCUUCAACCCUCGCUGUGACCCUGUCCGGUGGACCUCACAAAGCAUAUACUGAUUUUAACAUGAAUGAAGUGACCACAACAGAUCUGCACAACGGUUGCACAUCUAAGUUCAUUGGUACGUCAAGUGCAGCACCAUUGGCGUCUGGGAUUCUUGCCCUUGUACUACAGGCAAACCCAUCGCUAACAUGGAGAGAUGUUCAGCAUAUCAUCGUACAUGGCAGCCAUAUUCCGAACCCAAUGGAGGGCGGGUGGCACAUCAAUGGCGCAGGCUAUCAUCUCAACCAUCGAUUCGGUUUUGGUGUCCUGGACGCCGGUAAGAUGGUGAAAUUGGCUCUCACUUGGGAGAAUGUACCAGAACAACAAACCUGUAAAACACCUGUCACUGAAUAUAAUAUCGAAGCAGCUCAGGGUGAAACGAAAACUAUUUUUAUAAAAGUCGAGAACUGCCACAACAUCAAGCAGCUGGAACACACGCAGGCACACAUCACGUUUCAGUCCCCACGUAGAGGAGACAUCAGUAUCAUGUUGUAUUCUCCAUCCGGCACCCCCUCUGAGCUGCUCUCAACGCGCAAGUACGAUAGUGAUUUUAACGGAAUAAGCAAUUGGCCGUUCAUGACCGUGCAUAACUGGGGUGAAAAUCCGCAAGGCAUAUGGACGCUGGAGUUCACGUACAACGAAACGCCGAAAGAUAUUGAUGACCCGCCAGAUGUAAUGCCAAGAAAAAAAUCUAAGGCUGUAUUAGUAUCGGUAGGUUUAACAUUUUAUGGCAUCAGAGAGAUAGAAGUGAAUGACAACAAGGAAAAUGUGGAUCCAAAUCCUGCGAUAAAUCCGCAGCACGCAGGAAAGAGUAAUCAAAAUACGGUUGUUGAUAUCUACAAUGACGAGCAACUCCACAAUGAGGAAAUAGUACUAGAUGUUAAUGAUAUCUCGGGUGCGGCAAAGCUGCCACCGAACAAAGACCACAAUCUUGAUGAAGAUGGGGAUCUCAUCGACACAGGCAAUUUUGAUGGCGUACUUUUGGGGGCCAGUCAGAAUAUAAUAUUAGAUGAGAAUUUUCUAGAUAGUUUGGAUGUGAAAGAACUUAAAGUUUUAUUACGGGAAGUAGUCCUAGAGGAAAAAGUACUUGAAUUGGAGAGAAUGCUUGAGGGCCAGCGUAGUAAACGAAGCCCACCUGGUCAGGGUUAAAAUGGAAAAAUCAGAAUUUUACAACUCAUGAUUUAAGAUCACUGUGUUAUCAAUUAUUACCAGUCUUAAAUAUAUUAUAAGUUAAUCAUGACAUCAUCACUAUAACUAACAAGGUUAUUUUUGCAUUCCCUCAGGAUUUUUUCAUGCAUUAAUCUAACAUUUGUAUAAUAGUUUCCACCAGUCUGUGGUACACAACUAUACUAAUUGCUUAAUAGUAUAUAUUAUGAUGAUUUUUAUAACAUAUUGCUGAUGGGCCUCAGGUUUUAAUCUCUUUUUUCCCCAUUAUAUUAGAUAUGUUUAUUUAAACUCAUGUACUUGUUUAUAUACAUACUUAUUUGUUUAUAUAAUCUAAUUCAUUUAUUAGCCUAUAUAAUGUAAUUUACAUUUAUGUAAAUUCAUGUUUGUGGGUAAGUAAACCCAUGUAUUGGCUUAUAUAUACUCAUUUAUUUGUGUAUAUAAACUUAAAUGUAUUUGGUUAUUUAAAUUUAAAUAAUUGAUCUUUUUCAUUUAUUCAUUUAUAUAAAUGCUUUUAUUUGUUUAGACUAUAUAAACUUGUUAAAU